Molecule: messenger RNA, 4323 nt
Organism: Rhodotorula toruloides NP11
Lineage: Eukaryota; Fungi; Basidiomycota; Microbotryomycetes; Sporidiobolales; Sporidiobolaceae
Exons: 4
Coding region: 1-4323 (1440 amino acids)
Source: RefSeq, a predicted model, not a curated record
AUGAGCGUGAACGGCGUGGCGAGGCCUGCAGGGCCCAGGAGGAGUGCGAGCGGCGAGCCUGACACUUCGCCGGACCUCGAGUUCACCUUCCUCCGACCUGCACAUCAAGCCCGCACGCUCGCACGCCCCGCUUCCGCCUAUGUCCCCCGACCCACCUCGCCCGAACCCUCUCGCCCUACUUCUCCAACGCCAGUCCCACUCGUCGCACCCAUCCUCCCAACAACCUCGCAACAGAGCCAUGGCAGCGCCCGCCCCUUCGCACCGAAGCCCAUGCGGCAAGGUGCUCCUCGACUCGGUGGCCUAGGACUCGGAGGAAUUGUCGGGCCUGAACCGUCGCCUCCUGCUCGCUCUCUUCCUCGAACCGACUCCCCUGCGCGGCCUGCAGCGAAACGACCCGUCCCAGCCGUCCCUUUCGUCCCGCCUCACACGCAGACUCCCUCUCCUCCUUCGACAGCCAGCUCCGACCGCAACUCUGCCUCCUCGUCGCCCUUCGCUCCAAAAGCGUCCAACAUGCCCGAACGCCCGUUCCUCUCGCCCGAGUAUGGCAAGCCAACCGUCCGCUCGGGCACGUUUGCGCUUGACUCGCACGCUGCACCGGAUGCGGGUCUUGAGCGGGUGCGAGGCGAGUCGGGGAGCAGGAACGGACGGCGAAGCGGGACGCCGAACGAGCUUGAGCGGUCCGCUGGUCAAGGCGCAGUCCUGGCGCCGCCCAUUGCGGCUGCAGGAGUCGUCGCUUCAGACGCAGCUCACGAAGAAGACGCGGCGCGCGAGGAGGACGAAGCGGACGAGGAGGAGUUCUCGCCCGACAUGCAGGAGCCAGACUGGCUGCAGACUUCGCCUGAAGCGGAGAAAGGCGUCAGCGGAUUCCGUCUUGCCGAUGGCGAGGCUGAAGAGGACGAGGCUCCCGCGCCGCCGUUGGAUUCGAGCCUGAAUCGGCGGCAUACGAUGGUUGGCCUGUUCGGCAUGGUGCACGAGGUGCCUGUCGACCACGAGGCGGACGCAACGAGCACCCACACCUCGGAAGACGGCCAGCUCGACUCGUUUGACGACGCCCAUUCCGUCCUCGCCAGCUCGACGUCUCGCCAGCCGCAGGAGCCGCCCGCCGGCGCCGUCGACUUGGUGGACGAAGACGAGAUCUCGGAGAUCUUGAGCAGUCCCGAGGGCGUCAAGGUGGACGACUUGCCGGAGGAAGUCAUCCUCGAUGGACCUGGCUCGUCUGCUGGAUCCGAGGCAUCGAGCGUCGCCGCGACGCCUGUUCACGAGACGGCGCCAACCCGCGACUGGGCCGCUCCUGUUGCGACGGCCGUGGCAGCACCGACGUUCGGCCAAACCGCCGGCUUCCCUUCGCACGAGCCCGUCGCUGCGACACUCAUGGCACGCGCCGUCAACACGAACUCGUCUUACGACGCUCACUCGGACCACGAGGACCACGAUGCGGUUGAGGAGGAGGACAUCCGGAGUCGCAGUCCAUCGAUCGCCAGUAGCGGUCGCCUCUCGCCUGACCCCGCUCACGACGAGUUUGCGCGCUCGCGCUCGCCGUCACCUGUCCCGGGCGAUGGCGUUCACGCCGAGCACAACUUUGCAGCCCAGCACUCGCCGGCGAGUAUCUACGACGAGGACGAGGACCGCCUCCCGAACGGCUACGUCGACGAGCCGGACCGCUCGCACGACAAAGCGGCGAGCAUUCGCGAGGCGGCUUCCGUCUACCCUUCUCCGCCCUCCUCGCCUCAGCCUCCGCUCGUGCAGGAGGAGCUCCCGACUGAAGAGCCUCCCGCCGCAGAGCCGCUGCCGCCUGUCGAAUCGCCCGAGCCUCCCGCAUCAGUUCGAGCGGCUACUCCUCCUCCAUCGCCUCCUCCAGUCGUUCCCACACUCUCCACUUCCUCCCCGCAACGCCGCUCAUCCCUCUCCCCUCCCGCUUCUCCAACGACCGCCUCAGCGCCCGCCUUCUCACCCAACCUCGCCUACCAAGCUCUCGGUCUUCGUCUCCCCUCUUCGCUUUCCGGCAACAAGCGGUCGUCGGCUAUCUCGCCCGUUUCGCCGCCUAUGUCGCCGGAAGUCGCGAAGGCUUCGAUGCCUUUCGUCUUUGAGCCUUUGGCGGCGAUUCUGCCGCCGGCGAAUGAGGCGAAAUCGGCUGAGCCUCCGGCAGCCGUCGUCGACGAAGAGCGGGAGGAGGAGGCGCCGAAGACGCGAGAGGCCGAGGAGCCUGCGGCAGUGGCCGACUCUCCUGAGCACGUCGAGCCUGCUGCGGAGCCGUUCAUUUCUCGCGACUACGCCCUUCCCACCGACCGUUCGCCUCCCUUCCUGCCAACCAACGUUACUCACGCCGAACCGGCUCCUGCACCGACCCUCGAAGAGAAGCGGACCGCCGCACCCGUACUUGAGCAGGAUGACCACCACACCGACUCGUCCGUCACCGACUCGCCCGCUCUCUCCGCUCACACCGCCGAAUCCGACUUCGAAUCGGCGUACGGAGACGACGAUGUGCCGCCUGUACAGCUGCCGCAGUCAGCCGCUACCGAGCAGCCUGUAGCUUCAAAUGCAGUGACGCCGGCAACCGACGCGCAGGAGCAGGGCGAGGGAGGUGUUGGCGUUGUUGACGUCGGUGUUGCGGUAGCUGGCGCACUUGUGAUGGGCGGUCUGUCGGUUGGGCAGUCUGCGUGGCGCAGCUUGUCAGGGUGGGCUUGGCGCGGGAACGCCCAGCCGGAGCAGCAGCAGCAGCCGCCUGAACCCGCAGCGCAGCCAGACUUCGUGCCGAAGGUGCCGCAGAUCGUCGUUGUCGAGGAGGAGAUGGUCUCGGCUUCGCCUCUCAUCGGGUCCGACACCCGCAGCGACGUCGACACGAAGGACGGGUCGAAGAUUGGCGAACGCGCCGAAUCGUCCGUCGUCUCGACCGAAUGGGGAGAUGCAGAAUUCGACAUGCCCGAGGGCUUCCUCGACGAGUUCAAGAAGGCGAUGGAGGAGAUCGGAGUCCAGCAGGUCGCGGACGAAGACCGCGCCGAGCAGCAAGCACAGCAGGCGGCUUACCUCGCGGCGUCUAGACAACACGAGGAGGCUGUUGAGGGUGAGGAGGAAGAGGUCCGCUCCGCCGUCGGUUCGCCCGCGCCCUCGAUCCGCACCGCCGUCUUCCCGACCACCGGCAUGCACCGCAGCCGCCCUCCGUCCAUCACUGGCUCGAUUCGCUCGGACCGCGGCGGCGGCGGGCAGUACGGUCGACCGCUGACUCCGGCAGACGAGCGGAUGGAGGGCGACAGCGACGAGGAAUACGACGAGCUCGACCGCAUGAUGGCGCCUGUCUGGGCGUCUCACCGCGGACCUUCAGCACGUCAGCAGUUCUCCGGACCCGUCGAAUCGACCAAGCACGGAUACGCCGCUCCGCCUGGCCUGGCUGGUGCCGCCGCUGGACCGCUUCCCUCCUCCCGCAUGCUUUCACCAUCACUGUCGACCUCGUCAACCUUCUCAGCGGCACCUCCAUCCCUCACCUCGUCGACUCGCUCGCCUCAGCCCGGCAUCACGACGUCUCGCUCGAGCAAGGGUCUCUUCGGCUUUGGCUCGUCCAAGUCGAAGGCGCCCAAACCUGCCUCGCCUCAGAAGACUCGGCCCGACUCCGGCUCAGUCCUCUCAGGCGGCACGCAAGCAGCCAGUACGGCAAAGUCUUUCACCUCGCUCUCGUCGAUCGAGGAGGACGUCCUGUCGAACAGCAGCAAGAAGCAGAAGAAGAAUCGCAAGUCGUUCCUCUUCGGCGGUUCCAAGUCUCCGACUAUGCCGUCCAUUGAGUCUCAGAUCGCCGACACGACGUACGUGCACUACGGCAGCGGCAAGGCGAAGAACAAGCGGCGCGACUCGGACAUGUCCCUUGACGCCAGCCUGUACGCCUCGCGCGACCCCGUCCUCCUCCCCGGCCAGCCCGUUCCCGUCUCGCUCGCCGGCGUCGUUGCAGGCUUGUCGGUCGACUCGCCUGCCAAGUCGUCGGUCCAGUCGGGAGGGCGACGCUCCAGCCUGCGCCUCAAGUCUCGCUACGAGCAGGCGGAGCCCAACGCUCCCGCCGACCCGAUGGAGAAGGAGCGCAUCUACCGCGUCCGCUUCGCCAACGCGACUCGCGGUCUCGGCUUGCGCUCAGUUGCCGAGGAAGAGGCUGUUCGCGGCGGAGACGACGUCGCACUCAAAUGGAUCGGUGUCGGACGCGGACGGUAUGGCAACCUCACGAUCAAGGAGGGCGAGGAGAUGGACAUCCUCUUCGACGAGCAGGUCAAGAAAAUCAAGGGCAAGUGGCGCGCGUUUGGCUCGGAGCGGUCUGUCGAGUGGGCUGCGGUCAGGAUCGACUGA